Messenger RNA from Phragmites australis (common reed), 2493 nucleotides. RefSeq names its product sterol 3-beta-glucosyltransferase UGT80B1-like. The record is from RefSeq and is a predicted model, not a curated record. Lineage: Eukaryota; Viridiplantae; Streptophyta; Magnoliopsida; Poales; Poaceae. The transcript is spliced from 14 exons. Gene Ontology annotation, molecular function: hexosyltransferase activity; UDP-glycosyltransferase activity. The coding region runs from base 328 to 2217 and encodes 629 amino acids. Gene Ontology annotation, biological process: carbohydrate metabolic process.
CCCACUCCCUCUCCCGUGGAACGGCACCCCGUUUCUCCCCGUCGGUCUUCCCUCCCGCCGCGACCGCUCGCGCUGCUGCCUCCCAGUUCCAGGCUCGCACGGUCCCACCCCAACCCCAACCCCGACGACCCAACCCCUUCUCGGCAGCAAGGCCACCGCGCGAGCCAGUCACCUCGUACUGGCACGCCCCCGCCCUGUCCCCCUCUCCACCCGCGAGUCCAAGGGUUUGGAGCUCUCACGGCGGCGCGGGCAAUGGCGGCGCGAGGCCGUGGACGCCGGUAGUUUCUCAGCCAUCGGCGGAAGGCGGCUCGUCGCACCUCGCAGAGUAUGGGGAGCAACGGCGUGGCGGGGGCGGCUUGGGAGGAGGUCGGAGCGGGCGGCGGAGUGAGGAGGCGGAAGGGUAGCGCGGGCGCAGCGGGCGCGUCCUCCUCCUUCGCGGAGGGGAUGGGGGAGUUCGUGCUGCGCUCCAUGGACGCGAGGUUCACCGGAUCGGCCGACGCCGAUGGGUUGUUCUCCUCGUCGCUGCAGCCAGCAUUCGGGCAUAAUAAAUCCACAACUGCAAGUUCUGGUAUCUUUAAAGGGCAAGAGCACGUUUUUGUAAGAUCAUACUCUGAUAGGUUGCUAAAGUGUGACCUCACUUUGGAUAUGCUAUCAGAAAAUGAGAAGAUAAAGAUAAUUGAGAAGCUGGUAAAGAUCCAGAAUGAUGGUACACUUGAGGUAGAUGUGACGCGUAGUGCUCUUGUUGCCUCAGAACUCUCAGAGAUUGAUGCUUUUGGUUCUGUACCACAUGAUACUGAAGAAUUUACAUCUGGAAUCAGCAAGUCAGUCCCAAAGCUGAAGAUUGCCAUACUUGUAGUUGGAACACGAGGGGAUGUUCAGCCUUUUAUAGCAUUAGCUAAACGACUUCAGGAAUUUGGUCAUUAUGUGAGAUUGGCAACUCAUGUCAAUUUCCGUACUUUUGUGAAGUCAGCUGGCAUUGAUUUUUACCCAUUGGGUGGUGAUCCACGGAUUAUGGCUCAGUAUAUGACAAAAAACAAAGGGUUUUGCCUGGCUGCGCCCACAGAGAUUUCUGUUCAAAGAAAGCAGCUUAAGGAAAUCAUCUUCUCACUUCUACCUGCAUGCACAGAACCUGAUUUGGAAACCGGAACACCUUUUAGAGCGCAGGCAAUAAUUGCAAAUCCUCCUGCUUAUGGACAUCUGCAUAUUGCUGAGGCACUUGGAGUUCCUCUGCAUAUCUUCUUCACCUUUCCAUGGACGCCAACUGAUGAGUUCCCGCAUCCAUUGGCACGAAUGCCUCAAAGUGCAACUUACAGGCUAUCCUAUCUUAUUCUGGAUUUAAUAAUUUGGUGGGGCACCAGGGGAUUCAUAAAUGAUUUCAGGAAGAAGUUAAACUUGCCCCCUAUUGCUUACUUCAGCACAUAUCAUGGAUCUAUAUCACACUUACCUACUGGAUACAUGUGGAGCCCUCAACUUAUGCUGAAGCCAAAAGAUUGGGGUCCUCUGGUGGAUGUUGUGGGAUAUUGCUUCUUAAAUCUUGGAACAAAGUAUCAACCACCACUGGAGCUAUCACAGUGGCUUCAACAGGGGCCCAAGCCAAUAUACAUUGGUUUUGGUAGCAUGCCUCUUGAUGAUGAGAAGAAAGUCACUACUAUCAUUUUGGAUGCACUAAGAGAAUCAGGACACAGGGGAAUCAUUAGCCGUGGUUGGGGAGAUCUUGGAAGUUUUUCAGAAGUUCCAGUUGAUGUCUUCAUCUUGGAGGAUUGCCCUCAUGACUGGCUCUUUCCUCGCUGUGCUGCAGUGGUGCAUCAUGGUGGAGCAGGUACUACAGCCGCAGGGCUGAUAGCUGGGUGUCCUACCACCGUAGUGCCAUUUUUUGGAGACCAGUUCUUCUGGGGUGACAGAAUUCAUGCACGAGGAGUGGGUCCUGCACCUAUACCUAUAGCGGAACUUACAGUCGAGGCACUUUCAAAUGCAAUAAGAUUCAUGCUUGAUCCUGAGGUAAAAUCACGAGCAAUGGAGCUGGCGAUUGCAAUAGGGAAUGAGGAUGGUGUGGCAGCUGCUGUAGACGCAUUCCAUCGACAUCUGCCUUCAGAAUUGCCGCUUGCUCCUCCGCCCACACAUGUAGAGGAAGAACGCAUAGACUUGUUCCAAUGGUUUUCUCGAGCCCUUGAGAAGUGUUGUUUUCCAUGCAAUUUUUACUCGUGGUCCAUAUGUUAGGUAUAGGUAAGAUUUAUUCAUUUAUUUGUUGACAAAUGAGCACAUUUUUUUUUCUCUAAAAGAAGUAGCUAAUGAAUUAGUCCGACUGGCCAACGGUGAUUUCUCCUCACCCCAUUGUGGAUGCGAAAAUAAGACUGGUGGUAUAACUUGGCUACCUAAAUGGUUGCGUAGCUACAGUUGUAUUAAGGCUUUUGUUUGUUUUUGCUGCGAAUUAUUAUAAUUUGGAUUCUGUAAAGUUUAUUCCUAUCAAAUUAUGUAUCGUGGGAUUUCAUAGUA